GAUACAGCAUCCAGCAACCGACGCACACUCCUCCGGUCAACCCGCCCCGGCACCACCGUACAGAAAUGGCCAAGACCGCAAUCGCUUACAAAGAGAAGAUGAAGGAGAUUUCAGUUCUCUCACUCAUCUGCUCCUGUCUGUACCCCGAGAGCCGCAAAAACAUCAUGGGCGACUUUGACGACAUGGACAUCAAGCCCAUUAACAAGCGAGCCUCGGGCCAGGCCUUUGAGGUCAUCCUGAAGCCGUCCUCCCCUGUGUCUGAUGUUUCCCACUGCAUCACCAGCCCCCCAAAGAGGGACAUUUCCCUGGAGGACAUCCAGAAGAAACUGGAGGCAGCUGAGGACCGGAGGAGAUCCCAGGAGGCACAGGUACUCCGGGCCCUGGCUGAGAAAAGGGAUCACGAGCGUGACGUGCUGCUGAAGGCCAUGGAGGAGAACAGCAACUUCAGCCGCAUGGCCGAGGAGAAGCUCCAGCUGAAGAUGGAGCAGAUUGAGGAGAACCGGAUGGCCUACCUGGCUGCCAUGAUGGAGCGCCUGCAGGAGAGGGAGAGGCAUGCUCAGGAGGUGCGCAGGAACAAGGAGUUGAGAGAAGAACUGACAGCGUGAGAAGCCCCAG
This is a messenger RNA of Toxotes jaculatrix (banded archerfish), 615 nucleotides long. RefSeq names its product stathmin 2b (gene stmn2b). Lineage: Eukaryota; Metazoa; Chordata; Actinopteri; Toxotidae. The transcript is spliced from 5 exons. Gene Ontology annotation, biological process: regulation of microtubule polymerization or depolymerization; neuron projection development; microtubule depolymerization. The coding region runs from base 66 to 605 and encodes 179 amino acids. Gene Ontology annotation, cellular component: cytoplasm; growth cone; neuron projection. Gene Ontology annotation, molecular function: tubulin binding. The record is from RefSeq and is a predicted model, not a curated record.